GGCGGCAGACAUGGUGAAGCUGGGCAGUAACCUGGCUGAAUAAGCGGAUAAUAGACAGUCUAUGGACGAUGGCUUUGAUAACAUCCCCCUCAUCACCCCUCUGGAGGUAAACCAGCUGCAACAGCCAUACUUAGACAAGGUAAUCGUGAAGACCACAACAGAGUAUCAGCUGCAGCAGAAGAAAAAGAAGAAGUUCUACGUGCCGGGAAUCAAGAAGCUGAAUAUAAAACUGUACGACGAGGUAUCAGAGAAGGUCAAGCUCACAGGUUUGAUCCUCAUCACCUUUGGGUUCCUGGCUUGUCUUGUCCUGCUGGUCAUGUACAAGGCUCUGUGGUACGAUCAACUUACCUGCCCAGAGGGCUUCGUUCUCAAGCACAAGCACUGCACCCCAGCAGCAGUCCUGGAGCCCUGGUACUACACAGAGCAGCAGCAGCAGGAGGACCCGGGCGUGCCCCCCCGCUCCAGCAGUCUCUACACCGCCCUGGGUCACCUCAACCAGGCCAAGAGGACCGCCGCUGGCGGCAUCAUCCCCGAGCUGCCCCCGUCACCAUGGUUCCCCGUCAUCAACGCCCUGAAGCAAGCCGAGAGGGCCAAAGAGGAGGCAAGUCGUUCGAAGGAGUGAGGGAUGGAGGGAUUUCCAGAGGGAAAGGGUUUAGGAAGGGGUGAUAAAGGUAGAAGGGAAUAUGGGAUUUCCAAAAGGAAGAGUUAGGAAGAGGGGAUGGAGAUGGAGAUGGAGAUGGAGAUGGAGAUGGAGAUGGGGGGGGAAAGUGUUGUUUACUUGGUGGAGUUGACUAUGAGGUAUUGUGGGUAACGCUCCAAAUGUCUGUUUAGGUGGCAGCGAACGUGACUCGUUUGCAGUAAAAAUUAAUCUCCCUAUGACGUUAUCAGUGAAGACCACCGCCUUGUGUUAUGUGUGUGCGUGCCUGUGCGAGCGAGAAAGAGAGAGAGAGAGAGAGAGAGAGAGGUGAGAGAUGUGCGUGUGAGAAGCGUUGGAGAAGUGAACAUAACAAGAUUCCCUGAAAUUCUCACUAGAUUGUCCUUAUCAGACUAACAUGUUUUGAGAGUAUCAUUAGUAAUUAUUAAUUAGUUAAUUAAUUAGUAAUUAGUAAUGUGGUCUUACAAGGUUUAGUGUUAUUACAUUUAGAUCGAACUAGACAUGUUUUUUGUAGAUUUUUACAUACACAGUACUGAAAUAAAACGUUUUGUUCUAUUCAGGAAGCACACAGCCCACAUUCAUUUAGAAACCUGAUUGUAAAAACCGUAUUUAUCAUGCCUUUUUUUCUCAGUAGAUUUCCCAGCAACUAUGAACAAUUUGUGUAUGAGGACUUUGGUACAAUUGGGUACAAGGAACUUGUAUAUUUUCGGGUGGAAGAUAGUCAAAUGGGUUGAUGUCAUUUCAAUUCAGAUGAUUUUGAAUGUAGUAGACUAGCAGCUGUACAGGUAGGAUUCAUAUUUCAGAAUUCUUAUUUUAACAGAACAAUAACUACCUAGAGUAUCUGUAUCUUUGUGUUUUCUAGUAUUUAUUUAAUUACCUAUUUCUUAAGAGCUUAAUUUUUUUUCUUAAGCAAUUUAUUUGACAUUUGUUUGAUUUGGGUGAAAAGCUAGAAGGAUUUCUUUUGGGAUUUUUUAAAUAGUGAAUAAAAUGCAAUUCAAUUCACAUCAAGUUUGCAUUAAUCCUAAUUCAUCAUAACAACUGGCAGUAUUUUCACCAUGGAUCAGAUUGUAAAUAUGAAUGUGAUACUGUCAUUAUGUCACCAUUCACCACCCAGCGGUAAUAAACCUUGUUCUGUUCUGAGUGCCAAACAUUUAUGUCAGACCCAUCUGCUCUGAUGUCAUCAAUAAAGUGUUAAGCUUUCUCCUUCAUAA
This is a messenger RNA of Salvelinus sp. IW2-2015, 1866 nucleotides long. The record is from RefSeq and is a predicted model, not a curated record. Lineage: Eukaryota; Metazoa; Chordata; Actinopteri; Salmoniformes; Salmonidae.